Molecule: messenger RNA, 2010 nt
Organism: Chiloscyllium plagiosum (whitespotted bambooshark)
Lineage: Eukaryota; Metazoa; Chordata; Chondrichthyes; Orectolobiformes; Hemiscylliidae
Product: single-pass membrane and coiled-coil domain-containing protein 1-like
Source: RefSeq, a predicted model, not a curated record
GAACGUGAGGGGCAAUGUUUUCACACAGAGGGCAUGUAUGGAACAAACUGCCAGAGGAAGUGGUGGAGGCGGGUACAUUUUAAAAGACAGGUUUUAGGGAUAAGGGCCAUACACAGGCAAAUGGGACUGGUUCUGUUUAGGAGACCAGUUCAGUAUGGACAGCUAGGCUGAAGGAGCUGUUUCAGUGCUGUACUACCGUAAUAGCAUCAACUUCCCUCAUUGGAGAUGGCCAGUCAGGACACUCUGGGAAGACCGUCCUGCAGAUACUCCCAGCUCCUCCCCCCAACAGACUAGGGACCUGGAACUAGGUUGAACUGACUAAAACAAUUCAUUCCCAGAAGAUACCCCGGCCCAGCCUAAGAGCAAUAGGUUGCUCUUAGGCUGUCCGUUCGCGAGAGAAGGCCACAUUAAAGUAUCAGGUUUGAAACAUUAAACGCUGGACUGUUUCCACCAGGCAUUGGUUACAGAUGCCAAAAAAAAAAACCUCUCCGCUUACUUUACAAAGCUACAGAUGCCUGCUACAUUAUUUACAGUUCAGCGUGCACGACUUAGGAAUUUACAAUCACAGUGUUCCAGGGAUUAUAAGUCGAUCUACUGCAGUUGAUUUUCCAAGUCUCCUGAAACAAUUUAUAAACGGGGCACUUCUUGUAGUUAAUCACACGUCUGCCGGUCAUCUGAAUAGCGGCGUGGGCAGGGUUCCGGCCCCUGGCGAACGCACAUUCGCGGUCAGUCGAGAUAGCAUUCUGUGCGAAGUGAGUGUUGCUGCUGAAGACGUUGCUUGCGCGGCGACUUACUGGGAUAAGACGUUGAACGACACGUUUUUUACCUACAAUCACAUGACAGUCCCUCACCUCAGGGCGACUACAAAUCUUAAAUAUAUUCCUGAAGAUCAUUUUUGUUUCAAUUGCAGCCAAUCUCACUCAGAGGUUCAGACUGGCAACGACGGCGGUCAGUGUUGCUGUUGAACCGAUCCCCGUGCCCUUGUGGGUCAGACUUGAGUCGAUCGCACUGUGUCCCAGUGACUGUCAGAGCAAUGGUCAGUGGAAAUUUGACCGCACCGCUUCCUUUCAGGGUCCCCUGAUUCCGAGUGGGCGGUCGGUGGGUACAGAGCAGGCGACCACUUGCUUGCUGGUGUUGAACUCCACAGUUACCGGCGGCUGCUUGAUAGAUGGUGCUGUCGGGACCGCAGCACUGAGCACCCGCCUCUGCCCCGCUGCAAACUUAUUGCUGCUUGUCAGAUGUCUGUAGCCACACGUUAAGGUGCCAACCUGGCUCGGGAUGAACAGGCGGCCGGUGAAGUCAGAGAGGCGGCGGGUGAACUCGCAGGGGCAGACGGGCCCAUCCGAGCGGCGAGAGCUGAAGGCUUCCCCUCAGAAAGUGUCCAGCGAGCUUCUCAGGCACAGGAUUGACAGAUUGGAGAAGAGGAUAGAGGAAUUGAAAGCUGAAUACCAGAAACUCGAUCAGAAUGCAAAACAGCUCAUUCAGUCAUUUGAACCAAACUGUGAACACAUUGCAAAGGAAGCUGGAGAAGAUGAGCUCUGGUCAUCACUCGUGGAAGACAGGUUCACACAUGUGGAAGCCAACAUAUUCUUCAGUUAUGUUGUUGAUAUUCUUCAGUCUUUGCAUCUUCGUGUGUUGGAGAAACAGCCAGGUUUUGCCAGCUUUCUGCCCACUCUGUCUUCUAUUUUGAGAAGGAAAAUUUGGGAUACGGAGCUUGAAGCCACAUGGACAAGUGUGCUCUCAGAAUUUGGACUGAAUGAAUCUGAUAUAAAGGCUCUAUGUGCAUUCUUUGUGACCUACUGUAAAGACGCUGAGUAUUACCCAUUAAUAGAAAGAAAAAAGUACAGCCUAAAUAUCAAAGAAGUUUUAGACAGAGCUGUGCCCAGCCGCAUUCUACAUCACUGUCUUCUCCAUCUUGUGCAGUUAGCAGACAAAGAAAGUAGUAUGAUGGCAACUGAGCAACAACAAGUCAACACUGCAAGCACACGAAACAAACCAAGACCCAAGUGA